Messenger RNA from Haliotis rufescens (red abalone), 1059 nucleotides. RefSeq names its product proteoglycan 4-like. NCBI's taxonomy places the organism in Eukaryota, Metazoa, Mollusca, Gastropoda, Lepetellida, Haliotidae. The transcript has 3 exons. Bases 1 to 1059 code for a protein of 352 amino acids. The record is from RefSeq and is a predicted model, not a curated record.
AUGGCUCUUGAGUUCCAGGAAGUUACUCAACAUAUGUCUGCAACAUACUGUGUCAACAGGCAAGAUGAUUGGGCCAAGAUGGUACAGUCAAGUAUCGUGCCCAUAUACGAUCUACCAGCUGAAGAAGCUAUCCAUCACCAUGCUUGUGAUAAGAAUUUUCGGAGAGGGACAAGUAUUGAACAUGAGGAGGCUCCACCAAAGAAUCGGAGACUUGGUGGACUGAAGUGUGGAAACCAUGCAGAAAUCGAGCAGGCUGGUAAUCAGGCGCUUGCAAUCCUCUACGGCUGUAUGCCUGGCUUGGAUUUGAAUUCUGAACGUGCGACAAAAUUCACUGAGAAGCAUCAGCAUAAUCAUCCAACAACACCCGACUCAACCCAAACCCAUCCAUCCCCUCUCGACUCAACCCCACCCAAUCCAACCCCUCUCGACACAACCCCACCCCAUCGAACCCCUCUCGACUCAACCCCACCCCAUCCAUCCCCUCUCGACUCAACCCCACCCCAUCCAACCCCUCUCGACACAACCCCACCCCAUCCAACACAACCCGACUCAACCCCACCCCAUCCAACACAACCCGACUCAACCACACCCAAUCCAACCCCUCUCGACACAACCCCACCCCAUCCAACCCCUCUCGACACAACCCCACCCCAUCCAUCCCCUCUCGACUCAACCCCACCCCAUCCAACCCCUCUCGACACAACCCCACCCCAUCCAACACAACCCGACUCAACCCCACCCCAUCCAACACAACCCGACUCAACCACACCCAACACCAGCCGGCACAAGCCCACCGAACACCCCUCCACCUCACCCACCACCAGUCCAUCCGACACAGCCAAGCGGCACCACCCUAUCCAAGACCACCGCCACACAGCACACCACUCUACCUCGAUACUAUUUCACCUUAGCCCAACAAAUCCCACUCGACCCCACCCCACCUUUCAGAGACAUGACCGACACACAUCCGAACGUCAGAGCGCAGUCUACCACACAACACCAGCAACGCGAACUCUUGAAACCUCUCAGCUCUACAAAAAACAGGUGUAUGACAUCUGA